Molecule: messenger RNA, 1148 nt
Organism: Dicentrarchus labrax (European seabass)
Lineage: Eukaryota; Metazoa; Chordata; Actinopteri; Moronidae
Exons: 9
Coding region: 81-959 (292 amino acids)
Source: RefSeq, a predicted model, not a curated record
GGAGUUCUGACAAGACUGCAAGAUCUACACAGACCAAAGCAGCAAAGGAAACGCAUGACAAAAGAUGAAGAGCAGAAAAGAUGGAGGCAAGAGACAAUGACAACACAGCAGCUGGAGGAGGAGGAGGAGAGUCUGAAACUGAAUCUGUGACACCAAAUGACAAAGUAGAUAAGAUGGAGGAGAGUGCAGCCAAGUUUGAUCCAGUGAAUGAACCAGGUGAAGCUCAACACUCAGAGAAGAAUGAUGAAAGCACAGGAGGAGAGUCUGAAAUGAAGUCUGUACCAUCCACAACCAGUGAGAAAGGCAUGCCUGAACUCACAAUCGUGUUAAUUGGUGACACAAAUUCCAUUGAGACCGGAUCAAAAAACAUCUUACUUGACUAUGGCGAGCAAGCAAAUGUGAAACAGUUUUCAACCAAACUGUAUGAUUUAUGCGGCCGGCACAUCUCUGUCAUCAACAUGCUCGGUCUUCAAAACACUGAGGAAUUCCCAUUAAAUCAGGGAAUUCAUGCCUUUGUCUUACUGUUAGCAAAUGGUCUGCAUACCAGCCAUUACAGUUCAGGAGUGCAGUGGUUAGAGGAAGCUUUUGGGAAAGGAUCCCUUUCUUAUUUAAUGACAGCUGUGACUCAUGAGUCAGAUGAAAAAUGUGAAGGUGCAUUUAAAGACCUGAAAGCCAACAGCAGUUUUGUUGAAAACAGAUUCCAAACAUGUACAAGAAGUUUGAAUGAUGAAAAAGAGAUAAUAGCUCUGUUGGAAAAAAUAGAUGUCAUGGUCUCUGAAAACGAUCCCCACUGCUACAGUGGACUGAUGUGUGAAAGGAUGGAUUCCUCAGCGUUUCAGCAAAAUCAAACAGUUGAAGAGAUGGAGGAGGAUGCAGCUGAGAUCAACCUACAGGGUGAUCCAGUAAAUGAACAUGGAGAUGUUAAACAGUCAGAGAAACCAAAGAGAAAGAUGAACUGAAGGGGAGCACAAGAGCAGGAGGAGAGUCUGAAAUCAAGUCUGUAAUCCCAUCUGCAACCAAUGAGAAAGGAGAGGCUGAAGUUAAAGAGGUCAACAAUGAAAGCAGCAGUAAUGUGACUGAGCGGUCCAUGGAGGAGAGUGAUGCAGUGAAGCAGGCUAGUCCAACAUCUCAGGCUGUUUCAACGGAGA